GCCUUGUUGGUCGGGGGGGCGCCCCCCGCUUCCCGCCUCGGAGGUCCGUGGCCGGCAGGACCAUGCUGCUGAAGGAGUACCGGAUCUGCAUGCCGCUCACAGUGGACGAGUUUUCGGCGGACACAACAUCUUUGUAUGUGGUGCUGAGGAUCGAACCCGGGCAGCACGCAUGCCAGGCGAGCACGCUACCGCUUGAGCCACAUCUCCAGCCCCCUAAAUUGCAAUUAUUUUCAGAAGUGAGAAGUGGCAGGAACUCCUGAACUCAGCACUGUGACAGACAGCCUAAGGACACCCAUCCUUCACACUGCCACAUCCCCAGUCCCCAUAUUAUAUAUUAUUAUUAAUUAAUUAUACAUACAAAUUUUUUGGUGGUGAUGAGGAUGGAACUCAGGGCCUGGUGCAUGCUAGGCAAGUACUCUUCCACGGAGCUACCCCCACCUGUAAAGGACAGUCUUGAAAAGUGCUAAGGAAAGAGUUUGUGUCAUGAUGGCAGCACCAGUGUGAAGCCCUGUUAACACCUGGCUGAAAGAGACUUGGUAUCUGACAUAAAUCUUCCUGCUUUGUCAGUAGCCUGGGAGAUUCCACCUGCCAAUGGUGACAUGCUCCCAACUUGGGACCUGGGUGUCCACGAGCUAGUAAAACCAACCUUUUGUUAUAGGAUCUUUACAGAAGUCAGUCUAUCACCCAGGAAGGCAGGGCCCCUCCUUGAGCUGUCCUUCCUGCCAUCUGUGUGAGGCAGAACAGGGAAAUGAGCCUCAUCUCUGGUGUUUGAGGCACCGGCUGGGCUGGUGUCUGAGUCCUCUCUGCCUACUCAUCCUCAAGGGAGUGCUGAGGACUUCAAACUGGAAAUUCUUUUCCCAGGAUCUACCAAAUGCUCCAAAAUGUCAUGGAAGCUUACCUCCCAGUGUCUUGGGUCUGGUUCCCUGGAAGUCAAGGGAUUCUCCUGGAGUACAAAAUUGGACAGCUGUACAUGAUCAGCAAGCACAGCCACGAACAGAGUGACCGAGGAGAAGGGGUGGAGGUCGUCCAGAAUGAGCCCUUCGAGGACCCUCACCAUGGCAAUGGGCAGUUCACGGAGAAACGGGUGUAUCUCAACAGCAAACUGCCAAGUUGGGCUAGAGCUGUUGUCCCAAAAAUAUUUUAUGUGACAGAGAAGGCUUGGAACUAUUAUCCUUACACAAUUACAGAAUACACAUGUUCCUUUCUGCCAAAAUUCUCCAUUCAUAUAGAAACCAAGUAUGAGGACAACAAAGGAAGCAACGACAGCAUUUUUGACAAUGAAGCCAAAGACCUAGAGAGAGAAGUUUGCUUUAUUGAUAUUGCCUGUGAUGAAAUUCCAGAACGCUACUACAAAGAAUCCGAGGAUCCUAAACACUUCAAGUCAGAAAAGACAGGACGGGGACAGUUAAGGGAAGGCUGGAGAGAUAGUCAUCAGCCCAUCAUGUGCUCCUACAAGCUGGUGACCGUGAAGUUCGAGGUCUGGGGGCUUCAGACCAGAGUAGAACAAUUUGUGCACAAGGUGGUUCGAGACAUCCUGCUGAUUGGACAUAGACAGGCUUUUGCAUGGGUUGAUGAGUGGUAUGACAUGACAAUGGAUGAAGUCCGAGAAUUUGAACGAGCCACUCAGGAAGCCACCAACAAGAAAAUUGGCGUUUUCCCACCUGCCAUUUCUAUCUCGAGCAUUCCCCUGCUGCCUUCUUCCGUGCGCAGCGCCCCGUCCAGCGCCCCGUCCACCCCUCUCUCCACAGAUGCACCAGAAUUUCUGUCAGUUCCCAAAGAUCGACCCCGGAAAAAGUCAGCUCCAGAAACUCUCACGCUUCCAGACCCUGAGAAAAAAGCCACUCUGAAUUUGCCCGGCAUGCACUCCUCAGAUAAGCCACGUCGGCCCAAGUCAGAGUGACCUCACCCGGAGAUCUCAUGGGUUUUAUAUUUUCAUUUUGUUGUUGUUGUUGUUGUUUUUUAAGAAUCUUCUGAUAUAGGAAAAGACUGCUUUGUCACUCAAACAUGUUCCUUUGAUCUCUGAGUGUGCAUGGGGUAAAGUAAUUUCACAAAUAAUAUGAAUCCUAAGUAUGCCACACAGCGUCAUAGUAUAUUUAAGAUGUAAGACUUGCAAAAAACCAGAAGGGAUCUUCUGUAGACACAGCUAUAAGUCAGGGAGGAAGCCUUGGUAUUGGGCAUUUGGUGAGGCUGGCAUGGACUUCAAGGGUAAAUAUAUGAAAACUUCAUACCACUUUGUUGCCAAGUGUGGUAAAAUAGUAAAGUCGAUUUCCUCCCAUCAGACCUGAAAUUCUCAAAAAAUACUCUCAGGCAUCACAAACCUAAUUGUUAAAUUUUGAACUGCUGACCACCAAUACUUGAAUACCAGUAGUUACUGAGAUUUUGAUUAAUCUGACUCAGGAUUUGGGGCCGAGUUAACUCCUUAAAUUUUUGAAAAUUUUAAUUACGAACGUAUAGAGGCUCCAAGUGCAAUUGAUGAUAACUUAUUUAUACCUUUCACAGAAUUUAAUAAUAAAGAUUCCACUUGUUUCUGCCUUUUAAUAACUUUCCCCUUGUGCCCUUGUGGCCUCCGAAAUCUUUCAGAAUUGCAUGAACAAAUGUGACUAUAACCAAUUUAUUUUGGAAUGGUUUAGUUUAGGAACCAAGAGACCCAGGUGAAACAAGCAUCUUUUUUUCUGUACAGGUACCAACAAACCUUGACUUGCCAGCUACCAUCAUCCAUUAAGAUUCUCAGAAUUUGCAAUUAACUGAAUAGAAUUCAUUGACUAUUUGCCCAUUUGAAGAUAUCCAAGGGUAGAAUAAGCUAACUGGGCUUUAACACUGUUAGAGGUCUGGUAUGCAGACCAUGAAAAAGGGAAUUGUCUCCCACUCCUCUCCUAGUUUUCCUUAGUCAUCCAGACAUCCCUGGAAUGGAUCGCCCACCACCAGACCUUAGAAAAGACUGUCAUUCUCUUGCUCCUUCCUUAAAAUCCAAAUUUUGGAGCCUGAGGGUGUAGCUCAGUCAUAGAGCACUUGCCUAGCUUGUGGGAGUCCCUGGGUUUGAUCCCCAGCACUAUAGAAAGAAAGAAAGAAAGAUCCAGAUAUUAGGAAUGUUGCAGAAAUAAGUAAAUACUGCCAAGGUAGAGGAGAGCAUGAGCAGAACUGGUGGCUCCUAUUUGUAAAAAGAAGGAAUGAUAGCUGGGCGCAGUAGCAUAUGCCUGUAAUCCCAGCAGCUUGGGAGGCUGAGGCAGGAGGAUUUCAAGUUCAAAGCCAGCCUCAGCAAAAGUGAGGUGCUAAGCAACUCAGUGAGACCCUGUCUCUAAAUAAAAUACAAAAUAGGACUUGGGAUGUGGCUCAGUGGUUGAGUGCCCCUGAGUUCAAUCCCUAGUACCCACUCCCCAAAAAAGAAUAAGGAAUGAUAAUAAAUGUCCAUGAGUCUUGCUUUCAUUUCUGCAAGUGGUGUGAAUGCAAGAUUCGAACAAGAUUGACAGGAGGCAAGAUCAUUCAUCAAAGUGGCAGAAAGAAUUCUCUUUUUGUCCAAAGAGAAAUCUGUCACUGUUGCACCUCACUGCCUUUAAACACAGAAGGGAGGGCAAGCAGAAUCUCAGCAUUGAUAUUUGUCCUUCAUGAGAGGAAGAAAACAAGGUAACUGGGCAACUCCAGAGCCCACGCCCUAGCUAGCCUUUCUGACCGUCACCUCCAACCUCAGGAAAGGGGCCUUCCCAAAACAGAGAUUCCAAAGGAAACAGUGUAGACCAAGGAGCAGAUUCUCCUUCCCUCAGCCUCAGUGGUGGCCAGUGCCUGCUUCCCCCACCCCCGCCCCCAGUGCUCAGCACUCCAUGUUGUCUUUUGCAGAUUGACACCCGCCCCCAAGGUGCAGGCGCUGGACCCAUGAGCCCAGCACCAUCUUUCUUUAUCUAUAGUCUGACAUUUAGCUUAAAGGAAAAUAGACCCAGUACUCAAAGGAAACCAGUCACAAAUAGCUUAGAUAACAGUGCAUCUUUUCCUUAAGAAUGAUAGUAUCAUAGUAAGAAAACCUCUUUGCAUGGUAUGGAAGCAUGAAUUUUGCUUGUGGGAAAACUUCAUCUUUUAUCAAACCCCUUGGACUUUUCAAUGGCUCCCUCUCCAUGAAGUAGUACUUAAUAAGAAUGUUUGGCUUUAGAAAGCAAAAUUCUACUUUCAGAAGACAAGGAGAUAGCAUAUGUAUUUGCUUACUGUCUGCGAGCUGAAAUCAAGGUAGGGGUGGGAUCAUUAUUUUCACAUAGAACAAAUUUAUUCUGUGCAGGUUGUUAACACAUCUGGCACCUAGUUUUUCCAUUAAUACCAUUGCUAUUUUCCCUUUUUAUAAAGUAGCUUCUGCUGUCAAAGUCAAUAAUUCAAUAUGCUUUAGAAAGCUAAUUUCUGAUUUCCUUUUGUGACCUUUCUUUCUUUUAUAGCCAGUAUAAUACCACAGACAUCAAUUUCGAAGCUGCCCAUGAUGGUGUGAUUCUUAAGUAACAAAGUGGGUGUGCUCUUAACAUACGUUCAGUUUUUCUGUCUACAUAUGAUUUGUGUGCAGUACAAAAUGGGGGGUGCAGAUAUUCCUUUAGCUGCUUUGAAUAUUUAAUCCAGUCAUCACAUGGCAUAAAUGACUCAAUAUUUUACACAUCUUGGUUUCCAAGUGUCAUUUCACCUUCUCCAUAUGCGGAUUUGUUAUUGUGGGAUACAAGCCUGCGAUGAAUGUGUACAUAGAACAUUAAUAAUUCUUAUGAGGAUGGAAAUUAAAUGGCUGCAUGAUGGAAAUUUAGAAGAAGAAGAAGAAAAAAGCAGAAACUUGAAUUUGCUAAGCAUGUUUGAGGAAAAAUAGAAUCCUUAACUCAGUGCCUCUGUCUGCAAUGUGGAAACCUUCAACUUUACUCACCAAAAUUGUAUUAUACCUGUAUAUAUAUAAAUAUAGGGUAGUGAGUUCCAUACCACCAAUUUUAAGUCUCUGGUAGCCAAAUGAAAACAAAUAAUCCAUAGGAUAACACAUAUAUUCACCCCUCUUCAUCUCUGAUGUUAGUGGAGACUAUGAAAAUGGCCGUAAGGUCCAUUACUUUGAAUGGGUUUCGAGUGUGAAAUCUCUGUAGUUUUUGUUGACUAUAGCAUAGCAUUCUUGCCUUGGCUGUGCUUUCCUGGGAGAGAGAGAGAGGUCUUCUUAUUUUUAGUGCAUAAACUCUGUCUGAAGUCACCUCUGAAGAUCAUUUCAUUUUAAGCUGUAGAAAGACAAAGCAAAGAAAAUGGGUAAGAAUGAAGGAGGCUGUGACACUUUUAUUUGCCACCAUUAUCCCUGAAACCAUAGGAGUUCAUUGGUGAACUCGUUUAUAAAUGCUUCUGUUACGGUUUUGCAUCUAUGUGUAGGGGGAAUGGUUUUGAUUUGUUUGGAGGUAUAUAUUAGCCAUGUUUUGGGUUGUGAAAGUAAGUACCAGCCAGUCAUGGAUGUAUAAUGAAGACACUUAAACAACCCAACAAUACUUCUAAAAGUAAAUUGUGUGAUUUUAUUUCAAAGUAAAAUAAUGAACUAAGAAAACAGAUGCUGACAAAUCUUGAUAAAUCAUUUUCAGUAAAAGUUUCAGGAUGAUUGUUAUUUAUGAAUAUUUUUAAAUUCUACUUUCUUCCUGGGCUGGGGAUGCUGCUCAAUGGUAGAGUACUUGCCUAGAGUGUGCAAGGCCCUAGGUUCAAUCCCCAGCACUACAUAAAAAUAACAAAUAAAUAUGGGGCUGGGGCUCAGUGAUAUAGCGCUUGCCUAGCACGCAUGAGGCACUGGGUUCAAUCCUCAGCACCACAUAAAAGUAAAUAAAUAAAAAUAAAGACAUAUGUCCACCUACUUUUAAAUAAAUAAAUAAAUUCUUUCUUUAGUUUUUCCCCCUGGCUUAGAAACAACAAAAUAAUAGGUCACUGAGUGGCUUAGGUCAAUAGGAAUUUUAUGUUUGAGAAGAGCCAAAGUGUAACUGACUCUGUAUCAAAUGUAUAAUCUGAUAAUUCAAAUAGAGAGGAAUUGUCUAAAUGGUUUUAGUACUUUUCUGAUCAUCUGACAGUCUAGGUGACAAUCUGCCAUCUGAGACAUAGUUCUUAAAAAAGAUUGCUGUCCAAUGACUGCAACCUGAUCAUCAGUAAACUUUUAAACUGUUCAUUCUUGCUAAAACUCACGUAGCACACAGUAGCACACAGAAUUGGCAUGCCAAGGCAAAACAUACUGGCUUCUACCUUCAAAACAAUCUGUUUGUAUCUGAAAUGUGUUUAAGCUUUGUAGGAGUUAGUGCAGUAACAGAAUGUGGUAUGUUGAGUUUCUCAGAUGCCAUUAUUAAUUGUAAUGUUGUUGUGAAGUUAACAAAUGCUUUAGGAUAAGCCUCUCGAUGUGUCUGCCUGUUUCAGUUGAAAUUAGGUCUGUUGGAUUGGCCAUCUCGCUUCAGUUCUUUGUAUCUCUAGGAAGAAGUUCUCUGAGUUUAUGUUAUCCUGUGCCACUUGUGUAGCUUCAAGUGUAAUUUUUAGUGCUUACAUUCUGAGCUGGGAUCCUGAUUGGUUACAUUAGUCAAAAUACCACUGCCACUGCCGAAGGACCAAGUGUUACAGGUGACAAGCAAAGCAAUCGGAAGUUGACACUCACAUGUGCCAUCCUGUGUCGUCUUAUGGCUGUACGGUGUCAUCCCCCUCCCCAGUUAUUUAUUAUUGUUUAUAACUUACUUUUUCUUACAUUCUGUUGUAAAUAAAGUAAAAAGCAAUCUUCUUUCCAA
This is a messenger RNA of Marmota monax (woodchuck), 6728 nucleotides long. RefSeq names its product phosphatidylinositol transfer protein cytoplasmic 1 (gene Pitpnc1). NCBI's taxonomy places the organism in Eukaryota, Metazoa, Chordata, Mammalia, Rodentia, Sciuridae. The transcript is spliced from 10 exons. Gene Ontology annotation, biological process: phospholipid transport. Gene Ontology annotation, molecular function: phosphatidylinositol binding; phosphatidylinositol transfer activity. Gene Ontology annotation, cellular component: cytoplasm. The record is from RefSeq and is a predicted model, not a curated record. Bases 872 to 1900 code for a protein of 342 amino acids.